Molecule: messenger RNA, 819 nt
Organism: Penicillium angulare
Lineage: Eukaryota; Fungi; Ascomycota; Eurotiomycetes; Eurotiales; Aspergillaceae
Exons: 2
Coding region: 1-819 (272 amino acids)
Biological process (GO): amino acid transmembrane transport
Cellular component (GO): vacuolar membrane
Molecular function (GO): amino acid transmembrane transporter activity
Source: RefSeq, a predicted model, not a curated record
AUGGCAGUUCUUAUUGUUACGAUAUCAGUCGGAGUGCAACAUCGUCCUGCAGCCGCCCCUAGGACAGGCAUUUGGGAAUCUGACUAUAAAAUUGUGAAUGAUCCAUCAUUUAGCAAGGCUGCAACAGCGUUGUCUACGAUGGUAUUUGCAAAUGCUGGCACUCCUGCAUUUGUUUCGAUCGCGUCUGAGAUGCGAGAGCCUCAACACUAUACUCGCUCAUUGCUACUUUGCCAGUCUAUUAUGACUGUGUUCUAUAUCACCGUUGGUACAGUUAUUUAUUACUAUUGCGGAUCGUAUGUCAUAUCUCCGGCGCUUGGAUCCGCUGGUCCAACUAUAAAAAAAGUCAGCUAUGGAUUUGCGCUGCCUGGUCUUCUCGUUAGUGCUUUGCUCUUUCUUCAUCUGCCGGCAAAAUAUGUAUUUGUCCGAAUAUUAUACGGAUCUAAGCAUCUUAGUGCGAAUACAAUGAAGCAUUGGAUUACUUGGCUUAGUUGCACCAUUAGCGUCGGAUUGACUGCUUAUAUCAUUGCCAGCGCCAUUCCCGUCUUCGGCAACCUUGUUUCUCUUGUUGGUGCUUUGUUCGGCACUCCACUAUGCUUUCAGCCCGUUGCUGGAAUGUGGUUCUAUGAUAACUGGAAUCAAGGAACAGCCAAGAGGUCACCUCUAUGGAUAGUGAUGGUGGGAUGGUGUUGCUUUGUCGUGGUUGCUGGAACAUUCUUAAUGAUUGGUGGAACUUAUGGGUCUAUUGUUAGCAUUAUUGAGGACUACAAGAUCUCCCAGGGCUCGGCUGCAUGGUCCUGUGCCGAUAACUCUAAUAGUUAG